Messenger RNA from Hibiscus syriacus, 626 nucleotides. RefSeq names its product flavonoid 3',5'-methyltransferase-like. Lineage: Eukaryota; Viridiplantae; Streptophyta; Magnoliopsida; Malvales; Malvaceae. The coding region runs from base 97 to 564 and encodes 155 amino acids. The record is from RefSeq and is a predicted model, not a curated record. Gene Ontology annotation, molecular function: S-adenosylmethionine-dependent methyltransferase activity; O-methyltransferase activity. The transcript is spliced from 3 exons.
AUUUCAGCACAUAAACAAAGGAGAGUGGUCGUAGCCACAUUGGCUAAAGUUUCCAGAUCAUGGCAGAUUGGACCAAGAAGACCAUCCUUAGAAACGAUGCCCUUCUUCAGUACAUCUACGAAACAAGUGCCUAUCCCAAGGAGCAUAGCAAUUGAUCCAGACAAAGAGGCAUAUGAGACUGGCUCACCCUUCAUUAACAAAGCUGGAAUGCACCAUAAGAUUAAAUUCAUCCCUUCGGAUGCCUUCUUGAUUUUAGAUGAUCUCAUUCAAAAUGGCGAGGAAGGAAGCUUCGACUUCAUACUUGUGGACGCCUAUAAGAGCGAUUAUCUUAAAUUUCAUGAGCUGACAUUGAAGCUAGUUAAGAUCGGAGGGAUUAUAGCUUACGACAACACUUUAUGGUACGGAUCGGUUGCAGAAUCGGAGAAAGAAAUCGUCGAUGAUCUCAUCAACAAGUUCAGAAACUUCGUGAUCGAAUUCAAUGGUUUUCUUGCCGCCAAUCCUCGCGUUGAGUCGUCGCUGCUUUCCGUCGGCGAUGGCCUCACCCUCUUUCGGCGUCUAUACUAGAGGGGAAAAAAAGGCAGUGAUUUCUUGAUGGAGUUGAACUGUCGCCGCUUCCCGUCAGCCAU